AUGGCAACCACAAUAUCGAGCCUACGAGGCUCCCUACACCGCAGCCUCGCGAGGCACCUUCUCCCCGCCGCCCUGGGGCCGCAACCACUCCCCACACCACUACCCCUCUCCCGCAGACCAACAGCAACACUCCCGACCCCUCCUCCCCCAGCGUCGCGCCCCUUCCACGCGCACGCGCCCCUGCGCAACAUGAAGCCUCCCAAGAAGGGCGGCGGCGGCAAGUCCGAGGCGGCCAAGACGGCCAAGGCGGCGCUCGCGGCGCAAAAGGCGCGCGUGGCGGCGCGGCGCGACAAGGCCGCCGCGGGCGCCAACCAGGCGGACCCCAAGCUCCUCGCGUUCCGGCGCGUGGUGCUGCAGCGCGAGGCCCGCACCCGCUGCCUCAUGCGUCAGUGGCAGUCGAUGCGGGCCGCGUGCGAGGAGCUGCGCCUCACGGCAGGGCCGGGGGCCCGCGACGAGGGUUAUCUGUACCGCGUCGCCAUGGAGAAGAAGGGCGUCUACGGCCACAACGGCGUCCCCAUCGAGUACGCCAGGCCCCAGACCGAGACGCCCCCGAGGCAGCCCUGGAACCACGACUGGAAGAGGUGA
Messenger RNA from Gaeumannomyces tritici R3-111a-1, 585 nucleotides. RefSeq lists its product as hypothetical. NCBI's taxonomy places the organism in Eukaryota, Fungi, Ascomycota, Sordariomycetes, Magnaporthales, Magnaporthaceae. The record is from RefSeq and is a predicted model, not a curated record. Gene Ontology annotation, biological process: mitochondrial translation. Gene Ontology annotation, molecular function: structural constituent of ribosome. Bases 1 to 585 code for a protein of 194 amino acids. The transcript is spliced from 2 exons.